GACCGCCUCAGCCUUCAGGUCCCCUCCUCCUCCUCCGACAGUGUAAUAUCCUCCCCGCCGUUGACUUUUUGCAACCAGCUUGUCGGAACAAAUCGUCGGCGUUUUCACAAAAUCAACGAUUCCGUUUUUCUUCUCACACUACCGAGCUUUUGCGACCUUUGCUACCGAGGCACAAAGGACAAGGCAGCGCAACCAACAAUACAGAACAGCCGACGACGCAAGGUCCAAGCUGCUGACGACGAUUCCCCCAUUUCAGUGCCCCACACGCCCCAACUGCUGCUGCAGCUCCAGCGUCCAGCGUUCCGCUGCUCAGACCUCCGAACCUGGCCCAACUCCUCUUUCGACAAUCAACACCUAGUCCUCUGCUCUUAGUAGUAAUUCCCUCCCAUCCACCCCCCCAAACAAAACAAAAUAAUCACCCGACGGCCUCUUCAACCGACACGAGGACAUUGACGACGACGACGACGACCGACGAUCCGACCAUUGCCGGCCAUGUCCUCCGCCCCCUUCAGGGUCAAGGCCCUGUUCGAAUACUCGUCGCCCCACGAGGAUGACCUUCAAUUCCCCGCCGGCGUCAUCAUCACCGUCACCGACGAGGAGGACGCCGACUGGUACAGCGGCGAGUACGUCGACGACGCAGGCGCCAAGCACCAGGGCAUCUUCCCUCGCAACUUUGUCGAAAAGAUCGAACCUCAGGCCCCGCCUCGCCCGACGAGAACCCGCCCCAAAAAGGAUCCCGAGCUCACAUCCCCCGUGUCGGAUGCGCCCGCCCCGGUUUCUCAACUCGAUCCCCGGCCCGUUCAAGAACCUCACCGCGAUGUCGAGCGCACCGAGCCCAAGGCGCCAGCUGCCCUUCCCGCCUCCCCUGAAUCACCCGCAGCUCCCGAGCCCGAGCCCGCGAAGGCACCUGAGCCCAUUCACGAUCCCACCCCGGUAGCUUCGGCUCCAGCCAGCAAGUCCAGCGAGCCCCCCGCAGCGACGUCGCCCCCCAUUGCCAAAUCAUCGCCUGCCCCUGCUGCGAAGCCCGGCCCACCGCCCAAGCCCUCCAGCAACGCCUUCAAAGAUCGCAUUGCUGCUUUCAACAAGGCCUCGGCCGCCCCGAUUGCCCCCUUUAAGCCCAGCGGCCUGGCUCAGGGCUCCUACCACAUCAAGAAGCCCUUUGUGGCCCCGCCUCCCAGCCGUAAUGCAUAUGUGCCCCCGCCCUCCCAGGCCCCGGUGGCCAAGGUCUAUCGCAGAGACGAAGACCCCGAGAUCCUGGAAAGAGAGGCCGAGAACCAAGAGAGCGCAGAGAGGGCCGGUAUGGCCCCGGGGGGGGCUGCUGGCGACGAGGGCGAAGAUACCCCGAAGCCCACCAGUCUUAAGGAGCGCAUCGCCCUUCUGCAGAGGCAGCAGCAGGAGCAAGCCCAGCGCCAUGCAGAUGCCGCCGCGAAGAAGGAAAAGACAAAGCGCCCUCCGCCCAAGAAGCGCACCGACAGCCAGGAAGCCUCCGAGGACGUCGGCCCUGCUGCUUCUGCUACUGCUGCUGAUACUCCCGUCGCUACGCCCGAGAUCGACGCCGACGAGGCAGCGGGCAGGAGCUCGGUGGAUUCCCCGCGCGUGCCGUCCGCGCCCCGUCGCAAGUCCUCUCGGGGUCCUGCUGCUGAGGCUUAUCACGAUGGAAACGAGGCUGACAUGUCUGGUGCUGGUGACACCGAGGGGCCUGAGGAUCUCACGGAACGCGACGACAGCGAUGCGGGCCCGCGUCCUGUUCCCCGACCCCAAGUUGCAUCCCCCGUCGAGCAAAGAAGGGAAGAUGACCAAAUUGAAGAGGAUGCCGAGGAUGCAGAGGAGGAGGACGACGACGACAUUGACCCCGAGGUCCGCCGAAAGGAGGAGCUUCGAGCUAGAAUGGCCAAAAUGAGUGGUGGUAUGGGUAUGCACGGCAUGUUUGGAAUCCCAAUGGGUGCCCCAGCCAUUCCGAAGAAGAAGAAGACGGCCGACCGUCCGGUCGAGGUCUCGCCGACGGACGAACGUGAUGAGGAAGCGACGUCACCCGUUAGCCGUGUCCCUGUUCCGGGCAUGAUGGCCUUGCCGGGCAUGGGCGCACCCCGACGUCAAGAGGAGCAGGCUGCCGCCGACGAACCUGAGCCUCCAACAUCGCCAAGGGCGCCGCCUCCCCCUCCGCGAACGGUCGAGGGAGACAAUGCCGACGAUGAGCCACUCGCGAGCCCUCCUCCCAAUCUUUCUGCCCGUGAGCCUUCUGGCGCUCCUCCCGUCCCCGGGACCCGGCCUGCACCGCCGCCCGUACCUGCUGAAUCUCGACCCCCUCCUGUCCCUCCUACCUCUGGACUCAAGUCACCUAGUGAAGGCUCCGAAUCCGACGAUGAGCUGUCAGGCGGCGCUCAGGACACCCCCAGGGCCGAAGAAGCGCGCGCGCCGCCGCCGCUACCACCGGUUGCAACAUCGGUUCGCUCGGCCCCUCCUAUCCCUGGCUCUGAGUUUUCCCCGAUUUCACCUACCAGCUCUACGAACAAGCGUAUGAGCAGGGUGCCACCCCCUAUUCCUGGAGCUGCUCCUCCAAUUCCUACAGCUCAGUCGCGACCACCCCCUCCCCCGCCCCCCGGGGGACCCUUGAGCCGUCAGUCUACCCAGGAUAUGCACAUCGCUUCACCCAUCUCCCCUCCCGUCAGACCACCGCCGCAGGGUGAGGAUGAUGACGAGGUGACCGAGUACGAGGGCGACUACGACACCGACAUUGCGUCGUCGGUUCCCCACAAGGACGCACUCAAGUCUCACGCGCGAGACUCCAGCCUUGACGACAACACACCGGUGAGGUCACCGAUCUCUGAUGCCCCUCCCACCCUGCCGCCGCCCAUCCCGACCGGCCCUCCACCUAGAGCCGCUCCGCCACCGGUGCCGAUGCAGGCACCGCCCUCGGAAAAGCGUCGUUCCGUUGAUGUUCCGCGGGCAGCGCCGCCGCCGCCUCCAUCGGCCAGAGACGACGACGAAUACGAUCCGUACAACUAUUCCUCCCCAAAAGUGCCUUUCUCUCAGCGUACCCCGAAGAUCGAGGAGGAAGGAUAUUUCCACCAGGACACUCCGCCUUUGCCGUCGCCCUCGCUCACGAGAGCCCCGCCUCCCGCCCCGCCCCCCGCCCCUCCCGGAGGCCGAGCGCGUCAGUCUUUGGAUGUCUCCCGAGCAUCCAUGUCGCAACGGCGCUCCAUGGAUGCACACAGGCCAUCCGUAUCUGCAGAGUCCGGCUUCAUCGCCAAUGACAUUGAUCUGGCCAAGCAGAGUGGGUGGUGGCGCCAGGACAAGACGGUGCCCCCGGUGUUCCAGGGCAGACGAGACCUUUACUACGAGACGGACGAUUCGACGUCGGGCUCUCACGUCACACGCACCAUCUACGUACUCUUCCAAGACUACUCGCAGACGAUCAUCACUGUCGAAUACGACCAGAACAGUGCAGCAGACGUGAUGCUCGACCAGCGACACGACCCACCUCCGAGAGCGCUGCGUCAAGACGAGCUUGAGCAGUCGUAUGAGCGGUUCGGACGGCCGAUUUCCGAAGCGGUCACGUCCAAGAAGGAAACGGUUGUAGGCGACGGGACGCCGCAGGGCCUUGUCCAAGAGCUCUUGAAGCCAUUUAACGAUGCUCUCGCGCCCAUUGGGUCCAGAGCGUAUGGCGCGCUCGUCUAUUCCAACAUGGCCAACGCCUCGACGCAACAAAAUGAUCAGAUCCGGCCCGGAGACAUCAUUUCCAUUCGCAACGCUCGAUUCCAGGGCAAGCACGGUCCCAUGCACGCCAAGUACUCAAUGGAGGUGGGCAAGCCCGACCACGUCGCCGUCGUGUCGGAGUGGGACGGGACCAAGAAGAAGGUCCGCGCCUGGGAGCAGGGUCGCGAGAGCAAGAAGGUCAAGGUCGAGAGUUUUAAGCUCGACGACCUGCGUAGCGGCGAGGUUAAGAUCUGGCGCGUGAUGCCCCGGAGCUGGGUCGGGUGGAACAGCCCGUCGUCUUAGGAGACGUGCUGGCAGCUGCCGCUGAGCAGGAAAACGACGGAGAGCUCAAGGAGCUCCAAAAGCUCGCUUGAGAGGACGCGGUCGUCGCGUCGGAGGCACCGUCUGGUGAUGGGAGCCCACAGGUACGACGGGUCGGUGUGAUGAUGAUGAUGCAUUUGUUGCGCGUUCCCGGGAGGAUGGGGGAGAUGAGAGACUACCGGCGCCUUUGUUCCUCGUCUCGCUCGUCCUCGUGUCCAUCCGUUCGCUACACGCCCGUAGCAUAGUUUCUUUUGCCUUAGCUACCCUAGCAGCAACGCAUUGAUUGUUACAAAUUAUUUUCAACUUCUUUUGGUCACGCUAGUCUUUGCAAACUGUUGUCGUCGCCUGCGUCAUCUCUGGGUACCUGCAAUGGAUGCAACAGCCACUCGGUGCUCGCCAGAUUAAGUGAGGGGUCUAAGUAUGUCGGCCUUCAUGUCCGUGGAACGAAAGUUUAUCAGAUCCGUAAUUUAUAUGUCCUGCGGUUAAACAUCAUUCGUCACCAUAGCACAUCACUACGCUGCGUAAAGACCAGGAACCCAAUAUGAACGUGAAGGGGGGAGGGCGUGCUGAACACUAUUGGUUUCUCGCCCAACAAGAUCCUCGAUCGAGGUACGUCUUCCAGGUUGUAAGAAGGGCUCCAACCCAACCGCUUUCAUACAAGGAAACCCUACAGAGGCAGCCCUGCGUCUCGCAGCUCGUUCUGGUGGGAAACAGACCAGACGCAUUGACAUAAUCCGGGCUCCUCACAAUGGAGACGGAAACCUCAUCAUCGCCGGCCUCGGAUAGACGAAUGUGUGGAUACAUCCCGCCCAACCCCCCCCCAGCACGGCAUGUGGUCGUGCAUAUAAACCAAGUCAGAUUUCAGUUAAGCAUUAGCAUAUAUCCAACGCUGGGAGAGGGAGGGGGUAGGGGUGGUCACUUCUUAGAAGCCAAACCAGCCCGCAUUACCAUAUUCUCUACUACACCCGUCCAUCUCAAUGAUCCCACAAAUGCCAUGAGACCGCCGUCAAACGGUUGCAAAAGACACCUCGUCGCCUCUUCAGGGGCAGUUGACCCAAUGGCAGAACACUUGAUCCCAAGUGGCGAGAUGAUCCUCAGCUCUCCCCUAUCAUCCUGCCCCUUCACCAACCGCCCCUCCACCUCUAACGCGCAGCCGUCAUCCCAUCUCAUAUCAUGCCAUGUCAUGCCAUCCUAUCCUAUGUCAUCCCAUUCUCCAAACC
Messenger RNA from Colletotrichum destructivum, 5237 nucleotides. Its product is annotated as Putative SH3 domain-containing protein. The record is from RefSeq and is a predicted model, not a curated record. Gene Ontology annotation, biological process: protein transport to vacuole involved in ubiquitin-dependent protein catabolic process via the multivesicular body sorting pathway. Gene Ontology annotation, cellular component: ESCRT-0 complex. Lineage: Eukaryota; Fungi; Ascomycota; Sordariomycetes; Glomerellales; Glomerellaceae. Bases 493 to 3999 code for a protein of 1168 amino acids. Gene Ontology annotation, molecular function: protein binding. The transcript has 3 exons.